AUGAACUCCUCUGUCUCUCGCAUUCCUAUCCCGUCUGAGCUCGACGACGACGUCGACAAUGUUGAUCUUCCUACCGGACACAUGUGGGCCUAUCCAUGCAAGCUCUCUUCGUGUCCGGACUACGGCAAGUCCUGGAUCCUGCGAAGCAAUUUCCUCCUACAUUUGCAAGAGCGAGAGGCACACAGUUCCUCAGCAACGACACCUGCUGCACGCCGUGAAAUCGAGAUAGACUGGCGAUAUAUCACCGAUCCCUAUCUGCCACCACGGGCUGCUCCAAACUUUCGUUGUCGAGAGGAUCCUGCCGAGCAAAUCUGGACAUAUAGCUUCAAAGAUGAUUGUGGGAACGUGAUAUCAGGGGAGGGCACACUGGAGCAAAUGAGUGACCAUAAGGCCUCAACGAAGAACCCAAAUGGAAUCUAG
Zasmidium cellare ATCC 36951 is the source of this 420-nucleotide messenger RNA. RefSeq lists its product as uncharacterized. The transcript has a single exon. Lineage: Eukaryota; Fungi; Ascomycota; Dothideomycetes; Mycosphaerellales; Mycosphaerellaceae. The coding region runs from base 1 to 420 and encodes 139 amino acids. The record is from RefSeq and is a predicted model, not a curated record.